This is a messenger RNA of Tarenaya hassleriana, 1491 nucleotides long. Its product is annotated as myb family transcription factor PHL7-like. The record is from RefSeq and is a predicted model, not a curated record. Gene Ontology annotation, molecular function: DNA-binding transcription factor activity; DNA binding. The transcript has 8 exons. Lineage: Eukaryota; Viridiplantae; Streptophyta; Magnoliopsida; Brassicales; Cleomaceae. Bases 307 to 1272 code for a protein of 321 amino acids.
GCAGAAGAAGUGGUGUGCGAGCGAGACCAAGAUCACGGACCUGGAUUCAUCUAUCAUUUGGCCGCUCGUGUGUAUAUAUGGUUUCCAAUUGUCCUGCUCGUCUCUUCCUCCGUUGACUCUGUUAUCCACUCUCCGAUCAGAUCCUCUUCCUUCUCCGCCGGAAAUCUGGUUCCUCUAUCUCUCUUCCCUCGUCUCUCUCGUCGAUCGAUCCGGGGCACAGACACACUGCGCGAAACAAACUCUGAUUUCCGACAGGAUAAAAGGGUCGGGAGCCAUUCUCGCCGAUCUGAGGGGCAACCUUGCUGGAUGUUUCAGACAAGCAAUGUUCUCAAUGCCAAUCUAGCUUGCAGCAGCUCACCAAUACCCGGCGACCGUUUAGAUCUUAGCCCGAUGGAACCCAUCAACGGAGGGAACAAUGCCAACAACAAUCCUAGUCUUGCAUCCAAACAACGACUUCGUUGGACUAACGAGCUUCAUGAGCGUUUUGUCGAUGCCGUAGCACAGCUCGGUGGCCCCGACAGAGCAACACCUAAAGGUGUGCUUAGAGUAAUGGGUGUACAAGGAUUGACCAUAUAUCAUGUCAAGAGUCACUUACAGAAAUAUCGCCUGGCAAAGUAUCUGCCAGAUUCCUCGUCUGAAGGGAAGCAAAUGGAUAAGAAAGAAUCUGGAGAUAUGCUCGCCGUUUUAGAUGGUUCAUCGGGAACGCAAAUAACCGAAGCUCUCAAGUUGCAGAUGGAGGUUCAGAAACGAUUGCAUGAGCAGCUAGAAGUGCAGAGACAGCUGCAACAAAGGAUAGAAGCUCAGGGAAAGUACUUGAAGAAGAUAAUCGAAGAGCAACAGCGACUCAGUGGAGUUAUCGGCGAACCAUCGGAUCCCAGGGAGGGUGAUAAUUCCCCAGAGGGAGAUAACGGCAAUGAUCCGGGAACCCCUGCCGCGAUUUCCGAGUCUCCUAUCCAAGAUAAAUCCGGAAAAGAAGGUGGGAAAGAAAAGAGUCUUUCAGUCGACAACGAGUCUCUAUCUUCUUAUCCCGAGCCUUUGACACCAGACUCGGGGUUUAACAACGAUUAUCCCCGGGAUAGGUCCGGAGGUGAAGAGAGGUCGUCGAAGAAACCACGGUUAGCGAGAGGCGGAGUGGAGCCCCUGAUACUGGAAUCAGGACUGGACCCUUUGUUUAUAUUGAAAGGACAAUGUGAUAAUCCAUCUGGAACAAUGGUGGGAGGGAGUGAAGCUAGGUUGGAGGACUUGGACAAGGUUUCUGUAGAGAAUCUAUGAGGUCUCUGUGCCUUUUUCUUUUGUAGUUGAGAAACCACACGCAUACCUGAGUGUUUCGUCCAUUGUCGUACGAGUGAGGUGGUAUCGUAAAUCCCGAGUCUAGGUUUUACAACAUGUAGCAAUGGAUAUACACGGUGUUGCAUUGACAUUUGGUGGGAAGGAAAACAAUAACCUUAUACCCGAUCUUAAAUCCACCAAAUUCCUCGGAUUUUGGAUUUC